Messenger RNA from Paralichthys olivaceus (Japanese flounder), 2433 nucleotides. Its product is annotated as E3 ubiquitin-protein ligase TRIM35-like. Gene Ontology annotation, molecular function: ubiquitin protein ligase activity; protein binding; zinc ion binding. The record is from RefSeq and is a predicted model, not a curated record. Gene Ontology annotation, cellular component: cytoplasm. Gene Ontology annotation, biological process: protein ubiquitination. NCBI's taxonomy places the organism in Eukaryota, Metazoa, Chordata, Actinopteri, Pleuronectiformes, Paralichthyidae.
ACACACAAGAUAAAGCUCUACACAAAAACAACCACAGCCACUGAGAGGACAACCGCUGGAGGACACACUGGAAACACUGGGUUGCUGGAAUACUGGAAUACCUGAACUUCAACAAGCUGCCGACUGAGCCACGACUCAAAGUGAAAGUAAAUCUGUAAGUCUGUUUGCUGGGCUUUCAGUUUUACUUAGAGACAAAAUGUCUUCCACAUCAGACGAGGAUUUCUUUUGUCCCAUCUGCCAUGAUAUCUACAACGAUCCUGUUGUCCUUUCAUGCAGCCACAGCUUCUGUAAAGCCUGUCUGCAGCGAUGGUGGAGGGGGACACAGGUAAUUUUGUGUCCGUGCUGUAAGAGAAGAUCGUCGAAGAGUGAUCCACCUCGUAACUUGGCUUUAAAGAACCUGUGUGAGGCGUUCAAGAAGGAGAAAGAUCGUAGAGAUUCAGUAAAGUCUGAGGUUCUCUGCAGUCUUCACGCUGAGAAGCUAAGACUCUUCUGUCUGGAUCAUAUGGAGACUGUGUGUCUCAUCUGCAGAGAUUCAAAGAAACACACCGGCCACACAUUCAGACCCAUUGAUGAGGCUGCACAGGAUAACAGACAGGAGCUGAAGAAAAACCUGAAGCCUCUGCAGGAGAAACUGAAGCAGCUUGAGCAAGUUAAAGGAAACUGGGACCAAACAGCACAGUACAUUCAGGUCCUGGCCCAAAACACAGAGAGGCAGAUAAAGGAGCAGUUUCAGAAGCUCCACCGGUUUCUAAAAGAGGAAGAGGAGGCCAGGAUCACUGCUCUGAAGGAGGAAGAGGAGCAGAAGAGUCAGAUGAUGAAGGAGAAGACUGAGGCUCUGAGCAGAGACAUAGCAGCUCUUUCUCACACAGUCAGAGUCACAGAGGAGGAGCUGAGAGCUGAGGACGCCUCAUUCCUGCUCAGCUACAAGGCUGCGGUGGAAAGAGUCCAGCAGCGCCCCCUGCAGGAUGAUCCACAGCUGCUCUCAGGGGCUCUGAUAGACGUGGCCAAACACCUGGGCAACCUGACCUUCAACAUCUGGAACAAGAUGAAGGAGAUGGUCUCCUACACUCCUGUGAUUCUGGAUCCGAACACUGCUGACCCCGAGCUUGUUGUGUCUGGAGAUCUGACCAGUGUGAGAUCUGGAGGCCGUCAUCAGCUUCCGAAAAACCAGGAGAGGACCAAAUUCUCCUGCUCCGUUCUCGCCUGUCAAGGAUUUAACUCAGGGACUCAAAGUUGGGACAUUGACGUCGGAGACAACAAGGACUGGGAACUAGGCAUGUUGGGAGAGCAGAGCACGAUGAACGAACGCCCGCAGGCUGGACUGUGGAGAAUUAUGUUCUCCAACAGGAAGUUGACAGCGUUCUCCACAUCAGGCUUAGAGCAGGAUCUGUCUCUGACGAAGAAGCUCCAGAGGAUCAGAGUUCGUCUGGACUUCGAUGAAGGAAAACUAUCAUUCUAUGAUCUUGACUCCAACACACACAUACACACAUUCAACGACACUUUCACUGACACCCUGUUUCCAUACAUUUACACAGAGAGUCGCCUCUCGCUGAAGAUUUUACCGUUGAAGGUCUGUGUGACCGUGAAACAGCCAAGUUAAAGAUCAUGAUGACAGAGUUGGGAAAUAUGACAAGAUCUACUGAGAGAGGAAAAUUCUCGAUUGACACAAAUCUUUCUUUUCAUUUGCCAAAAUAUCUUUUAUAUUUUUAUCUUUGGUUGUGUUACCAACUUGGGGGUAACACUGGAUUUACAUGAUUGAUACGUCAAUGUAAUGAAUAAUGUAAAAUUACAAAAAAAAGUACGAGGAAGGACCUCAUGAGAAGUCUGGAAGCUUAAACUGUCAAAAUCUGCUCCAGCAAGUUAAAGAGCGAAGAAACUGUUAAAAAUACUUUUUUGUUGUUUUGUUGUUUAUCUCCAAUAUUCAGCAGGAAACUUUUAAAAUAUGAACAAUUCUAAACAGAGUUUGGUGGAUUUGUUACAGCUCUUCUGGUUCCGGAAGCAGGGGAUCAUGGGUAAUAUCCACUGCUGAGUUGUGUUUCAGUUCAGUGAGUGGGACGACACAGUCUGAGCUCCACUCAACACAUUGUUGUUGAAAACCACAAGCAUGGAGACCAGACAUGGAGCCCAACAUCGCGUGCCAACAGUGCUUCUGCCGACGUCUUGUCACUAUAGCGACCCACCCCGAGAUGAUGGUGACAAAGCUGGGAUGUCUUUACAGAUUCUGUAAUUUCUUUAAUUUCUUUCUGUGCUGUGAAGUCUUUUGACAUUGGAUGGUGUGGUGUUUUUGGAUAAAAUGAUUAGAAAUAGGUGGAAGGUCAGUUAACGAGGAAUAGCUCAGGUAGGAGGGCAGUAUAACUUCAGUGUUUUGUGUUAUGUUAUGUUGAAAAUGUGAAUAUAUAAAACUGAUUAGAUGUAAAGUAAAAAUCCUUUUGU